CUGCGCUCACUCUCCCUGUCUGCGCCGAGAGAAAGAGAGAGAGUGAGAGAGACGGGAGGGGAACGGGGGCUGGGAAAGAUGGGUGUAGAAGCAAGAAUUCUCCCCAAUUCAGUGCCCGGAAUUGCUCUCCUAGACUAAUGGUAGUUGGUAGCACGUACAGUACUUGUAGGCCGGAGGCGAGAGAGACACCGCUGGGUAGUCGCAGCGCUGGUCAAGUGAUGCCGCAAUUUUCUAUUGCCUAGGCCCCUGCGAGGUGGUAGAUCAACGGAGUUCCGUGUCUUGGGCAGGGGAAGGAAAGGUGGUGGCGGCCAUGCUGCACCACCAUGGUGGCGCCGGGUUCCCGUACAUGGCCCCGACGACGGCUGGCGCGGACCCGUUCUUGCCGACGCCGACGGGGCCCGCGUCCGUCGCCGCCAUCAUCCCUCCGCUGCCGAUGGAGCUGCAGUCUGCGGCUGCGGGGACGGCGAGGGGUAACUUCGAGGAAUUGCCAGCGGGCGGCUCCAGCGCUGCCGCCGCGGCCAGCCUGCAGGACGACGACGUGCCGGCCGACGUCGGCGCCGGCGGCGCGGGAGCGUCGGGGUCCGGCGGCGGCCACCGGUGGCCGCGCGAGGAGACGCUGGCGCUCAUCAGGAUCCGGACGGAGAUGGACGCCGACUUCCGGAUCGCCCCCCUCAAGGCGCCGCUCUGGGAGGACGUCGCCAGGAAGCUUGCGGGGCUGGGAUACCACCGGAGCGCCAAGAAGUGCAAGGAGAAGUUCGAGAACGUGGACAAGUACUACAGGCGCACCAAGGACGCCCGCGCCGGGCGCCAGGACGGCAGGAGCUACCGCUUCUUCGCGCAGCUCGAGGCGCUCCACGCCGCGGCGCAGCAGCAGCGGCAGGCCACGGGCAUGGCGGCCGCGGUGCGAGGCGACCAUCAACCGUCGGGGGCAAUGGCGUGGACGGCUGCGCCUGCGACGGUAGGAGGGCCUCCCGCCGGCGCCGGCCUGCCGGACCUCAGCUUCUCGUCGAUGUCGGGGUCCGAGUCCGAGUCCGAGUCGGACGACGACCUCGAUGUCGCGGAGGCGGGGCCCGGCAACGGCGAGGGCGGGGGCGACGACAGGGAGAUCAUGGCCAUCUUCGAGGGGAUGAUGAGGCAGGUCACGGAGAAGCAGGACGCGAUGCAGCGCGUGUUCCUGGAGACGCUCGAGCGGUGGGAGGCGGAGCGCACGGCGCGGGAGGAGGCGUGGCGGCGGCAGGAGGUCGCCCGCAUGAACCGCGAGCGGGAGCAGCUCGCCAGGGAGCGCGCCGUCGCGGCCUCCCGCGACGCCGCGCUGAUCGCAUUCCUCCAGCGUGUCGGCGGGGGGCAGCAAGGGGAGCCCACGCGGCUCCCUCCCCCGAUCGCCGUCGCCCUGCCCAUGCCCGACCGCACCCCUCCGUCGCCUCGCCAUGACGCGGCGGCCCAGCCCACUUCGCUUCAGCCGGUGCCCGCGCCUCCCAAGCUGGAGGAGGCCCGGGCGUGGGCUGGGGGCGAGGGUAGCGGCGGGUCGAUGCCGUCGCGGUGGCCGAAGGAGGAGGUGCAGGUGCUGAUCCAGCUGCGGACCGAGAAGGACGAGCAGUACCACGACGCGGGGGCCAAGGGGCCGCUCUGGGAGGACAUCGCCGCCGGGAUGCGCAGGAUCGGGUACAACCGGAGCGCCAAGCGGUGCAAGGAGAAGUGGGAGAACAUCAACAAGUACUACAAGAAGGUGAAGGAGAGCAACAAGAGGCGACCUGAGGACUCCAAGACUUGUCCUUACUUCCACCAUCUCGACGCCAUGUACCGCAAGAAACGCUUCGCCGCCGGAGGCAGCAGCACCGCACCUGGAGCGUAUACGGCCGCCGGCGCCGGCGCCGGCGCCGUCACAUCGCAGGGGAACCCGAACCAGCGCGAGCUCGAGGGGAAGAGCAGCAACGAUGCUGACGGGUUGAGGAACGAUGGACAGGGAAACGUGCAUGCUCCUCCCCGUCCCGGCAACGGCGAGACGGCACCAGCGACCACCGAAAACAAGAGGGCAGAGGACGCCGUGAAAGGAACAAAUCAGCUGCUGCAGCAGUUCGGAGCAGACGAGACGGAGAGCGACGACAACGACAUGGGAGGCGACUACACUGAAGAAAGCAACGAUGAAGACAAAAUGAAGUACAAGACGGCCUUCCAGAAUCCUAAUGUGAUCGGGAGCAGUGGCAACGACGCACCUGCACCACCAGCGACGGCUGCGGCACCGACGAGUUCAGCUGCCCCAACGAGGAGCUCCUUCCUUGCCGUUCAGUAGACGGCAAUGCUGCAGGACCCGGAGCCAGCUGAUCAGCACCAGCCAAUCACCGCCUUUUCCGGCUCAUAAUCAUCAAUUAUACUCGUUCUGCCUGUGAUACUGGCACCAUCCCCACACCAUUUAUUGAUUUGUUUCUGUAAUAAGCAUCCAAUCAUGAAAGACAAAAAAACAAGGAGUGAGACUGAAGAACAGAGGAGGUAGCAGAGGCGCCUAAACAAAAAGUUUCUUUUUUCCCCUUACCAUAGGUCAUGUUAUACUUUAGCUUAUUUCCAACGAUUGUACAUUCAUGUGACAGUCUUAACUUCUGUAGUCAUUUCCGAUACAAUUUGGUCAGGAAUUUGGAGCGUCCAAUUUCAGCUA
Molecule: messenger RNA, 2650 nt
Organism: Panicum hallii
Lineage: Eukaryota; Viridiplantae; Streptophyta; Magnoliopsida; Poales; Poaceae
Product: trihelix transcription factor GTL1-like
Exons: 3
Coding region: 311-2290 (659 amino acids)
Source: RefSeq, a predicted model, not a curated record